GAGUAAUUCAGUAUUCACUUAAACGGUUCCGCACAAUUGACGCCAUCGCCAUCACACCUUUAACCGGGGAACACGAUGACUACGGAAAUGACGUCAAUCGACCGCGCCGGACAUUUUCAUUCAUAUCGGAGGAGCAAGCUGUCUGUCUGUCUGUCACGGGGCGACGGUUCCAUCCAGGAAAUUUGACUUAUUUUAUUUACACGGAUAUUUUCACCAAGUGAGAAAAAAAGCUACGAUUCCGACAGCUUUAUUUGACGGUGACUUUGCGAAUUCCACCAGCCAGUCGCUGUCGAUCCAUCAGCUGUUACCAGCUAGCGUUGCACAGAGUAGACAGAACCAGCGUCCCCAUCUCCUUUGACACCCAGCUUGUCACAUACGUGGACCCUUGACUGGCGGAGAUGGAGAAGCGGAGGAUCACACAGGAGACCUUCGAUGCCGUCGUCAAGGAAAACAUGGAGGAGUUUGAGAUGGACGCCGACGAGGCUGUGAAGGAGGCUGUGGAGCAGUUCGACUCUCAGGGUGUGAACCUCAGUUGUAUAGUAAAAGCUGUACCUGUGGUCUCAUCUGAUAACAAACAAGAGGAGCCGACCCAUGAGGUCUUACAGGCGUUGGAUUCCCUCCGCAGUGUAAAAGACUCUGCCAGUUGCAAGGAAGUGGAAGCGGACAUGAAACGCUUCACUGAGCGUUGCUCACAAGGAUUUGCCCAGCGGUACCUGGCCGCCCAAAAGGACGCCUACCCCGUCAUCCUCUCUUACUGCAAAAAGAGCAUGGAGGAGCGGGACGCCGUGUUGACUGCACUGACUGCUCUGGCCGCACUGACAGACGGACAGCCCGACUUGUUGGAUGCAGAGGGCCGGCAUUUCCUUUUGAAUGUCCUUAAGGAGUAUAAGCCGGAUCCCUCUGUGGUGCGCACGGCCGUCUGCACAGUGCGUCGCUGCUGUUUGAAACAUGAACAGAACCGGCAGGAUUUGGUGAAAGGGGGCGUCGUGCCUCUUCUGACCGGCGCCAUUACAGAACACACUGAAUGUGCCGAGCUGGUGAAGGAAGCCUCUGCAGCUCUCCGGGUACUGGUCUUUGAUGACGAUGUCCGCGUUGCGUUUGGGAAUGCUCACGAACACGCCAAGAUAAUUGUGCUUGAGCACAAUGGACUCAAGGUUUUAAUUAACGCUGCAAAAGUUCACCUUGAUAAUACUUCUGUUCUGAGUGAGCUGUGUGCAACUCUGUCCCGUCUGGCUGUGAGGAAUGAGUUUUGUCAAGACAUCUGCGAUCUUGGAGGGUUGAAGCUCAUCAUGAGACUGCUCGCGGAUAGCUAUGAGAAAGCGGAGCUGGUUCGGCAGGUCCUCAGUGCAAUACGAGCUGUAUCAGGAAACGACGACGUGAAAGAUGCCGUUGUUAAUUCCGGUGGAGUCCAGCUCAUUGUCAUUGCCAUGAACAGACACAUGAACAACCCUGCAGUGUGUGAACACGGCUGUGCAUGCCUCUCAGUCCUUGCUUUGCGUAAACCCGAAAACUGCAAAGUCAUCAUGGAAAAUGGAGGGGCCUUGGCUGCUGUGCAGGCUAUGAAGACGCACACAGACUCAGUCAAUGUGCAGAAACAAGCGUGUAUGGUGAUGAGAAACCUGGUUUCGCGUAUGAGUAACUUAAGCCAACCAAUCCUGGAGAUGGGAGCAGAGGCCCUGAUAGCACAAGCACUAAAGACCCAUCAAGACUGCGGCGAUGUCGGCAAAGCAGCCCUCAGAGAUCUGGGAUGCCAGGUGGAGCUCAGAGAGCUGUGGACCGGCAAACAUGGCAGCCUCACCAACUGAGAGAAGUCGCUCCUCAUCAUCAAUUUGGCUGAAAUGCAUUUUAGGCAAGAUGAAAUGCUAUGUUGGUGUACCUAGUUAAGCAGAUGCAUCUACCCAGAUAGACAUAUUGGUUAAAAAAGUGAGGUAAAUGCUAGACCCACAGAGCGUUCUUUACAGGUUGAAUAUGCUGUCCAGUCAUUCUUUUGUUUUUGUACAAAAAGAUAAUUGUUGUCUUAUUGAACAUUAUUGUUUCCUGUCAUUAAUUUGCUCACAAAAUCUCUGUUACCCAAAUGUAUACUUGUAGCACAGCUAUGCUUUCAGGAUGUUAGGAGUUGAAUUGGUUUAUUUUCUGCUAUGGGUAUUAUGAAUACGUGUUAUUAGUAUAUUUGCUUCUAUGCAAAUCAUUUUAAAUGCACUACUCGGUGCAACAUCCUUUUCAUUGUUUGCAUAGCCAAAUGUUAAUGUAUGUAUGUAUUUAAUGCCUUAUACUUUGACUAAAUGAAAACAGUUCCUCUCACA
This is a messenger RNA of Gasterosteus aculeatus aculeatus (three-spined stickleback), 2303 nucleotides long. It is a transcript of the gene armc6, whose product is annotated as armadillo repeat containing 6. Gene Ontology annotation, molecular function: protein binding. The record is from RefSeq and is a predicted model, not a curated record. Lineage: Eukaryota; Metazoa; Chordata; Actinopteri; Perciformes; Gasterosteidae. Gene Ontology annotation, biological process: hematopoietic progenitor cell differentiation.